Messenger RNA from Sinocyclocheilus grahami, 2783 nucleotides. RefSeq names its product NACHT, LRR and PYD domains-containing protein 3-like. Gene Ontology annotation, molecular function: protein binding. Lineage: Eukaryota; Metazoa; Chordata; Actinopteri; Cypriniformes; Cyprinidae. The transcript has 8 exons. The record is from RefSeq and is a predicted model, not a curated record. The coding region runs from base 120 to 2783 and encodes 887 amino acids.
GUGACCAGUCAAGGAAUCCUGACAUUAAUUUCAAAGAGAGAAACUCUUUUGCUGAAAAGAGUGACAGCCAUGAUGUGCCUCACUCCUCAAGUAAAAAACUCAAGAAUGCAGUCUUUAAGAUGCUUAAGCGCACAGUAAUUUCUCUGAUUAAAAAUGAACUAAAGAAGUUUAAGAAAAUGCUGAGCCCAGAUUACCCAGCAUGCUCUGUGAGAGAGGAAGAGGAUGAUGAAGAUCAGACCGAUGUCAGAGAUGCGGCUCUGAAGAUCACACUGCACGUCCUGAGGAAGAUGAACCAGACAGACCUCGCCAACUCAUUACAGACCAAACUGACCCCCAUGAGUCAUCACAUACUAAAAUCCAGUCUGAGGGCGAAAUUUUGCAAAAUUCAUGAAGGAAUUUCACUGCAAGGAAAAACAACUCUUCUGCAUGAGAUCUACACAGAGCUCUACAUCACAGAAGGAGGGAGGGGAGAGAUGAGUUUUCAACAUGAGGUGAGACAGAUUGAGACAACAUCCUGGACACCAGAGACACCGGAAGCACCAAUCAAAUGCAAUGACAUUUUUAAAGCCUUACCUGGACAAAACAAGCGCAUCAGAUCUGUACUGACUAAAGGAGUUGCUGGAAUUGGAAAAACAAUCGUUGUGCAGAAGUUCAUUCUGGACUGGGCUGAAGGAAAAGACAAUCAGAAUGUCCACUUCAUAUUUCCACUUCCUUUCAGGGAGCUCAAUUUGAUGAAGGAGAAAAAUAUUAGUCUGAUGGAGCUUCUCCGUCAGUUUUUCACAGAGCUAAGAUUACCAAAUUGUGAUGACUAUAAAAUCAUAUUCAUAUUUGAUGGUCUGGAUGAGUGUCGAUUUCCUCUAGAUUUCCAGAACAAUGAUAUCUUAUGUGAUGUAACAGAGUCAGCCUCAGUGGAUGUUCUCCUGACGAACCUCAUUAAGGGCAAUCUGCUUCCAUCUGCUCUCCUCUGGAUCACCUCUCGACCAGCAGCAGCCAAUCAGAUCCCUGCCGAGUGUGUCGACAAGGUUACAGAAGUACGAGGUUUCAAUGACCCUCAGAAGGACGAGUAUUUCAGGAAGAGAAUCAGUGACCAGAGUCUGGCCAAUAGAAUCAUCACACAUGUCAAAUCAUCAAGGAGCCUCUACAUUAUGUGCCACAUCCCAGUCUUCUGCUGGAUUUCAGCCAAUGUUUUAGAGAGAAUGUUGAGUGAAGCAGAGAGUGCAGAGAUCCCCAAGACUCUCACUCAAAUGUUCACACACUUUCUAAUCUAUCAGAUCAAACAAAGAAGCCAGAAAUACCAAGAAAACGUUGAUAUAGAUCUUCAGCAGACAACAGAGAAUGUAUUUUCCCUGGGAAAACUUGCUUUUCAACAGCUAGAAAAAGGCAACCUGAUCUUCUAUGAGGCAGACCUCAGAGAGUGUGGUAUUGAUGUCAGAGAAGUGUCAGUGUAUUCAGGACUGUGUACCCAGAUCUUCAGAGAGGAGUUUGGACUGUACCUGGGGAAGGUGUACAGCUUUGUACAUCUCAGCUUUCAGGAGUUUCUUGCUGCUCUAUUCAAGUUUCUUUCCUUAAUCCUAAAACCUACCAAGCAUUUUAAACUAUUUAGCUCCACAAUGACUGAUUUGCUAAAAAGAGAAGUGGACAGAGCCUUGCAGAGUGACAAUGGACACCUGGACCUUUACGUUCGAUUCCUUCUGGGCCUCUCAUUGGAGUCAAAUCAACGUCUCUUACAAGGCCUACUGACACAUACAGGGAAUGUAUGCCUAAUAAACAAACAAAAAAUCAUUAAAUAUCUCAAGGAGAAAAUCAAGGAUAAUCCCUCUCCAGAGAAAUCCAUCAAUCUGUUCCACUGUCUGAAUGAACUGAAUGAUCAUUCCCUAGUGCAGGAAGUCCAAGCAUACCUGAAGGAAACAGGUCCCAGUGGUCUCUCUGGAGUGAAACUCUCUCCUGCUCAGUGGUCGGCUCUGGGGUUUGUGUUGCUGAACUCAGAAAAUGAGCUGGAUGAGUUUAAGCUGAGUAAAUAUGAUCAAUCAGAAGAAUGUCUUCUGAGACUGCUGCCAGUGGUAAAAGCUUCUAGAAAAGCGGAGCUGUGUGAUUCUAAUCUGACUGAGAAGAGCUGUUCAGCACUGGCCUCAGUCAUUAGCUCAAACUCCUCAAGUCUGGCUGACUUGGACAUGAGCAACAACAACCUGCAGGAUUCAGGAGUGAAGCUGCUCUGUGCUGGACUGAAGAAUCCACAAUGUAAACUGGAGACAUUACAGUUGUCAAACUGCCGUAUUACAGUGGAUGGUUGUGCUGCUUUGGCUUCAGCUCUGAGAACAAAUCUCUCACACUUGAGAAAACUGAAUCUCAGUGACAAUACACUUGGAGACCCAGGAGUAAACCUGCUGUCUGGUCUCCUGGAGGAUCCACAAUCCAAACUGGGCAAACUAUACCUUAAUAACUGCAGUAUUGGAGAGGAAGGUUUUGCUGCUUUGGCUUCAGCUCUAACAUCAAACCCCUCACACCUUAGAGAACUAAACCUGGGUAUGAACAAACCAGAAAAUUCAGGAGUAAAGAUGCUCUCUCAUCUACUGGAAAAUCAAAACUGCAAACUAGAGAAACUACAGUUGUUUAAGAGCAGCAUUAGAGAAGAAGGAUUUGCUCUUCUGAUAUCAGCUCUGAGAUCAAACCCCUCACACCUGAGAGAACUAGAUCUGAGUGGAAAUGAACCAGGAGAUUCAGGAGUGAAGGUGCUCUCUGAUCUACUGAAGGAUCCACACUGUAAACUGAAGACACUACAGUGA